UGCUCACUGACACAUAUACAGUUUACAGUGACAGGCAGGGUUGGAAAACAAGCAGGCAAUAUAAUAAAUCAGUUAAUCAUAGUUCCUGUCAGUGUGAUCUGUGUGGAGCAUUAGCAGCAGUUAGUGAGCCUUCCUUUGUUUUGGAUCUUCCUCUUAUCAUCAACAUCCUCAUCAUGAUAAUAAGCAUCGCUCUGAUCUGGGCAGUGGUGGUGGGAUUCUGCUGCCUUCUCUGGCUCGCUGUGGGGAUACGACGCAGGCAACCUGGUGAGCCUGCAGUAGAGAAUGGAUUCAUCCCCUAUCUGGGUUGUGCUCUGCAGUUCGGGGCCAACCCUCUCCAGUUCCUCCGCAGCCGCCAGAACAAGUAUGGCCACAUUUUCACCUGCAAGAUCGCUGGCCAGUACAUCCACUUCCUGUGUGACCCCUUCUCUUACCAUUCAGUCAUCAGACAGGGUAGACACCUGGACUGGAGGAAGUUCCACUUUGCUACGUCUGUCAAGGCAUUCGGCCACGACAGCUUCGACCCUCGCCAUGGCCACACCACAGAGAACCUCCACCAAACCUUUCUAAAGACCCUGCAGGGUGAGGCUCUGCCCUCCCUAAUAGAGACCAUGAUGGGCCACCUACAGGAUGUCAUGCUGAGGUCAGACACACUCAGCCCCAGCAAGGACCACUGGGAGGUGGAUGGCAUCUUUGCUUUCUGCUACAAGGUGAUGUUUGAGUCUGGCUACCUGACUCUGUUCGGUAAAGAGCUUGGUGAAGAUAAGUGUCAGGCUCGGCAGACGGCUCAGAAAGCCUUGGUGCUCAAUGCUUUGGAGAACUUCAAAGAGUUUGACAAGAUCUUCCCAGCGUUGGUGGCUGGCCUGCCCAUACAUGUCUUCAAGAGUGCUUACAGUGCUAGGGAGAACCUUGCAAAGACCAUGCACGCUGAAAACUUGUCCAAAAGGGAGAACGUUUCUGAUCUGAUCUCUAUGAGGAUCAUUCUGAAUGACUCCUUAUCAACCUUCAAUGACGUGAGCAAGGCCAGGACCCACGUCGCUCUGCUCUGGGCUUCACAGGCUAACACCCUACCUGCUACGUUCUGGAGUCUCUUUUAUAUGAUCAGGAGUCCAGAUGCCAUGAAAGCGGCUCGUGUGGAAGUACAAAAAGUUCUGCAGGAUUCAGGUCUGAUGGUUGACCCCAGCGACCCCACACUGAACCUCACCAGGGACCAGCUGGACAACAUGCCAGUUCUAG
This is a messenger RNA of Morone saxatilis (striped sea-bass), 1233 nucleotides long. It is a transcript of the gene cyp7a1, whose product is annotated as cytochrome P450 7A1. Gene Ontology annotation, molecular function: cholesterol 7-alpha-monooxygenase activity; iron ion binding; heme binding. NCBI's taxonomy places the organism in Eukaryota, Metazoa, Chordata, Actinopteri, Moronidae. The record is from RefSeq and is a predicted model, not a curated record. Gene Ontology annotation, biological process: cholesterol homeostasis; cellular response to glucose stimulus; cholesterol catabolic process.